GAGGCAGAAGCCCUGUGGAUGCCUCCAGGGCCUGCCCUGCUUUGAGCCGGGUGCCCAGUUCCUCCUCCUCUCGGAGGCCAGGCCACAGGCCCCAUGGCCCCAGCCUGGCCGGGUGAGAGGCCGCUGAGGAUCUGCUGUGGGUCAGGGGGGUCCUGAGAGGCCCCAGGGGCCCACUGGGGUCCUGUGGAGGGAGGGCUGGGCAGGGUGUUCUGGGCAGGAAGCGGAAGUGCCGAUGAACAGCAGCUGCCGUCGAGAGCGCGAGCUCUCAUUUUGCACUCGACACAGCCGGAGCUGGAGGUGGGAACCCAGCGCUGAGAGGCGACGGACUGAUGACCCCCCAGAGGGACUCUCACCUGCUCUGCUCCGGAGCCUGGAACACGCGUGCCAUCUCAACUUGCUUGCGUCCCUGGAGCCAGGCAGGCAGACUUGCAUCUCCGGAGCCAGGCAGGCAGCCCGGGAUCUGCCCUGUGCCCUAGGGCUCUGGACACUGCUGGCCCUGCCCGGGGCCCUGGGUUCGAACAACAGUGACAAUGGCUCCAACUCCUCGGUCACUGUUGUCCUGCUGCUGCUGCUGCUCCUGCUGCUGGUCACUGGCCUGGCGCUGGCCUGGCGCCGCCUUAGCCGGGACUCGGGGGGCUACUACCACCCGGCCCGCCUGGGAGCUGCGCUCUGGGGCCGCACUCGCCGCCUGCUCUGGGCCAGCCCACCAGGCCGCUGGCUCCGGGCCGAGCUGGGUUCACCAGAUGAGGACCCAGAGCAGCAAGAGGACGAGCCGGACGUGGAAGACGACUAUGAUCUGCUCAGUGGCCAAGAGGAGCGUAGAUCCCAGGAAGAGGAGCGGCGGGGAGAGGGGCCCAGCCCGCCGCAGGCCACUGAGCCGGCCGGGGCAGUGCACGACGAUGACACAGAGGGCGGCCUGGGCCUCAGCUGCCAGGGGCCUGCGGGCUCGGGGGGCAGCGCCGAGGCCCUGCUGAGUGACCUGCACGCCUUCGCUGGGAGCGCGGCCUGGGAUGACAGCUCCCGGGCAGCCGGCGGCCAGGGCCUCCACGUCACCGCGCUGUAGGCACGGGCCCUGCGGCCGCACCCCAGCCACCAUCCCUCUGCUUCUGAGCUGCCGCAGCUGCACAUAGCUGCCCUGGACUCAGGUCACCCCCGCUUGGAGAGCCUUGGACUGUCAUACCCGCCCCAGCCCCCCCAGUAGUUCUGUCCCCAAGUCUGUGCAUCCCCAGCCCCUCCAGCAAGGCCAUCUGUCCCCAGGUGCUCUAAGCAGUCAACGGAAAUAAAAUCCAUCCAGCUCCAUG
Molecule: messenger RNA, 1301 nt
Organism: Bubalus bubalis (water buffalo)
Lineage: Eukaryota; Metazoa; Chordata; Mammalia; Artiodactyla; Bovidae
Gene: PTPRCAP
Product: protein tyrosine phosphatase receptor type C associated protein
Exons: 3
Coding region: 233-1063 (276 amino acids)
Cellular component (GO): plasma membrane
Source: RefSeq, a predicted model, not a curated record